Messenger RNA from Postia placenta MAD-698-R-SB12, 2412 nucleotides. RefSeq lists its product as hypothetical. Gene Ontology annotation, molecular function: ferric-chelate reductase activity. NCBI's taxonomy places the organism in Eukaryota, Fungi, Basidiomycota, Agaricomycetes, Polyporales, Adustoporiaceae. The transcript has 8 exons. Gene Ontology annotation, biological process: intracellular iron ion homeostasis; copper ion import; iron ion transport. The record is from RefSeq and is a predicted model, not a curated record. Gene Ontology annotation, cellular component: plasma membrane. The coding region runs from base 152 to 2107 and encodes 651 amino acids.
GACCCGCGUUGUGCAUAGGCUGAGCCUUGAGUCCUUGCUUGCCUUCGUUCCCCUGCCGGCGGGGUCUCUGCUCCUUUCAACACUUCGCUUUCUAUUCUUUUGGCAUAGGUCCAUUCCCAUUUGUCCUUCGAUUUCAGCACUCUCUUUCAGCAUGCCUUUCCUCGUCGAGCGAGCUCCUUCGGUGGCUGCAGCUGCAGCCAAAUCCGCCGCCACAACUGCUGCCGCAACGGUGGCAAGUGCUGCGGCCAAAGCCACUGCAACUGCGAAAGCGGCGGCUGCAGCACCGGCCAUUAACCAGGCCAUGCUCGUCUAUCGCCUCGACAUUGGCCUAAUCUGCUUCGCCGGGCUCAUCAUCUUAUUCGCGUUGCCUCGGAUGCUCGCACGUCUCUCCCGUCUCUCCGCUUGGGCCGAGGGCACGAUCUUCCGCCGCGUCACUAUAGCCUCACCCCUGUAUUUCUCGAAGCACUUCGACCCGUCUAAAUUCGUCAGCACGGACGAGAUCAAUGCCGAGAAGGACUUCGUCAAUGUCGACGUCACCUCAUCGGAGACACACUCGGACACAGCGGUCAACUGGUCAACGUCGACGCUCAACGUCGACGCCGUGAACGGCUCGUCAAGCCCGCCUGUGUACAUGCCAUCGUGGUCGACCCUGUUCCCGUGGGCGAACUUUAUCCUGUCGUCGAAAGUGCGCCCUGGAUACUCCUUGGGCUACUGCAUCAUCCUGCUCGCGUACACGGCUGUGGUAUCGUAUGUUAGCCUGGUGGACGUGGACCUCUUCACGAGCCCGUCUCGGUUGGGAUGGGUCCCCACAAGCCAGAUACCGAUCAUCUUCAUCCUGGCCACCAAGAACAACGUCCUGGGAACUUUGAUUGGCAUGGGAUACGAGAAGCUGAACGUGUUUCACCGAUGGGCGGGCCGUUUCGCAGUCCUUCUGGUGGACCUGCACGCUCUCGCGUACUUUGCCAAGUGGGCUCAAACUGGCACCAUUGCGUCCCACAUGGAGCCCUAUGUCAUCUGGGGUUGCAUUGCGCUCGGCGGAAUGAAUAUCCUCUAUCUUCUCUCUUUCACCGCCCUGCGCCAAACCUACUACCAGCUUUUCUACGUGUCGCAUAUUGUCGCUGCCGUGGUGGUUCUGGUCGCUGUCCCCUAUCACGAGGCGGGCUCGAUCCCCUACAUCAUCGCUGCCGGAGCGCUGUACGGCUUUGACCGCCUCUUGCGUCUCAUCCGUACGCGCGUCACCACCGCGCACAUCCGCGCGAUGCCCGAGCUUGGAACUACGCGUGUUGAGGUGCCCAGCAUCAACGCAGGAUGGCGCGCAGGUCAGCACGUCCGUCUCCGCGUCUUGAGCAUGGGUAUGGGUGGCUGGGGCUUCGGCUGGACGGAAUCUCACCCGUUCACCAUUGCGAGCGUUGAAAAGAGCCGCGGUGAGGAGGGUCUGGUUCUCAUGGUCAAGAAGGCUGGCGACUGGACGAACAAGCUCUUUGAACUGGCCCAGAAGUCUGAGUACCGCGACGGGGGUGAAAGAAAGGUCAGAGUAAUGAUUCAGGGACCUUACGGUGGACCUGGGCACGCGUCCGUGGCGAGCUUCUCCGGCGCAAUGUUCGUCGCAGGUGGAAGUGGCAUCACUUAUGCCCUCUCGACACUGCAGGAACUUGUCCAGAAAGGAAUGGACGGCGGCAGUCGCGUGCGCGCUAUCGACCUCGCGUGGAGCAUGACUGACCCUGCUGGGCUGAAGCCUAUGAUCCCGACAUUCGCCGCGCUCCUCGCGCAAGCCCCCAGCGCUGGCAUCAACCUGCGCAUCUCCGUCUCGUACACACGCGCACUCGUCGUCCCCGAGGCAGAUGCCCUCAAGGACUUCCAGCGACUCCCGCUCGGUCUCUCGAUCGUAGCCGGGCGCCCGCGUCUGCCUAAGAUGCUUGACGAGGUCAUUGAUCGCACGUGCAAUGCGAAGGGCAUGAACUCGGACUCGUUAUCCGGUGUCGUCGUGGGCGUGUGCGGUCCGCCAGCCCUCGGUGAUACAGUCGCUCGCGCUGUCAGACGCGUAGGCGGUGACAGGAGGCGUGCCGUUGGCGGCGUCGAGCUGCACGAGGAGAUUUUCGGGUGGUGAAUGUCACUCCGCUCUCAUAGGCUUCAGUCAAGUGCAGCUGUAUUUAUCAAGCUUUCUUCGCCGCUGCUUGAAGCAGCGUGCUUUCAUUCUUUCAGUCAUCAUUCCCUUCGCUGCACUUCCCUCAUCCUUGCCUGUUGUACUGCAAGACUCGUUGCACGACGUGGGUUGCGAUAUCAGAUCACUCUUUAGGCCCCGGCACGCAUGCAGCCUCGGGGUCCUGUACGCUCCCGCCUGCUUUGCAUAUCGUGUACAUUAGCAUGCAUGUACUCGGUUCUAGAUUGCAAUAGCGUGAUCUGUUAUCCCGA